AGUUGAUGAAAUUUGACGAUAAUAAUUGCGAUAAGGCCUUUCAUAACGGGUAUCAAAUUGACGCUUGUUCACAAGGCAAGAAUCAAGAUCCUAUUCUUGUGCAAGUGAACAUGAAACAUUUUGCCACGGUACUUUUAACCCUGACCCUUUUUGGCUGUGCCAUGUCGCAGUGGGUCAAUGACCUCGAUGGAACCCUGGAUUUCAACUGCCCGUUCGGAGAAACGAUUUCCCGAGUCCAGAGCAUUCAUGACAACGACUCCGAGGACCGACUUUGGGCAUUCGAAUGCAAGCCGAUUCCCAUUGACUCGUCGGAUCUCACGUGCCAAAACAGCGGUUAUGUCAAUGACUUUGACGAAGAAAUUACAUUUAAUUGUCCAUUUAAUGGAGUGAUCAGUGGGACUCACAGUGAGCACAGCAACCACGACGAAGACAGGAGAUGGGACUUCAAGUGCUGCGAAGCUUUGAACUAUUGCACAACAAAUUGCUACUUCACCCCCGAAGUGAAUGACUACGAUGGACCCAUGGAUUACACUGUGGAUACUGAUUACUACAUCAGUGGUGUUGCCAGUCAUCACGAUAACGGGAAAGAAGAUCGCCGUUGGAGAUUCUUCGUUUGCAAAGUCAUUACUUGCGGCGCGAAUUAAAUUGUGUUUUGUCAAAGGGAGAAAAUGCAUUAAAAUCCUGAUCCCCAUGUGCACUAA
Notodromas monacha is the source of this 701-nucleotide messenger RNA. The record is from the annotation of a GenBank genome assembly. Lineage: Eukaryota; Metazoa; Arthropoda; Ostracoda; Podocopida; Cyprididae.